This is a messenger RNA of Diprion similis, 2196 nucleotides long. Its product is annotated as zinc finger MYM-type protein 1-like. Gene Ontology annotation, molecular function: protein dimerization activity. Lineage: Eukaryota; Metazoa; Arthropoda; Insecta; Hymenoptera; Diprionidae. The transcript has 4 exons. Bases 1 to 2196 code for a protein of 731 amino acids. The record is from RefSeq and is a predicted model, not a curated record.
AUGGCAAGAGAAGCUGCAGACCAAAAGCAGCGUAGAAUAUUGACAACUUUCUUCAAACCUAGCUCAACUAAUGCAGCAUCAACUGUCACGUCUGAAGAUAUUGCUGCAGAUGAUGUGAAUUAUGAGCCACCAUCAAAAAGGCCAUGCCCGGAACUUGAAGCCUCUCUACGGACAAUAGCCAUGAGUAAUCGUGAUGAUACUGAAAAUUCAGUUACAGAAACUUGCAUGGUCCCUCAGGUUCAUGCCGAGGAAGCUGCAAAUACGCGAUCAGAUUUAGUUUCUUCGGACCCUGCUGAUUGGAAUAUAACCGAUACCUUGAGAGCAAUUUUAGUCGAAAGAGGUCCCGUUCAAGAUCGUAGAUACUGGCCCGUCACAGGUACGUCUGAUUGGAAUCAUCUCGCACAAAAAAUUUCAACCCAUGAAAAAUCUGGUGAACAUUGUGAAGCUUUCAAACAGUGGAAGGAAUUUAGUUCACGUUUAAGACUGCACCAAACGAUAGAUGCAGAACAUGAACGCAUGAUGGGCGUUGAGAAAAACUAUUGGCAUGAGGUUUUAAAACGAAUAAUUGCUAUUCUACAAUUUCUGGCAGGACAAUCUCUUGCACUGCGGGGAUCAUCGAGUAAGUUAUACGACUGUAAUGAUGGGAAUUUUCUAAAAGAUCAUUUGGUACAGUUAAUCUCAGCUGCCAAAUAUUACUCAAUAAUUUUGGAUUGCACGCCCGAUAAAAGUCGCCAAGAACAACUCUCAAUUAUUAUAAGAUUCGUGACAUUUGAUGACAGACAGAACACCCAUCAAAUACGAGAGCACUUUUUUGGUUUUCUACCGGUUGUCAUUACCACGGGAGAAGGACUCACUAACGUCAUUUUAGAUCAAUUGAAUAACCUCGGUAUACCAAUAGGUAACAUGCGGGGACAAGGCUAUGAUAAUGGCGCAAAUAUGAAAGGUAAGCGAUCAGGAGUUCAGAACAGAAUCUUGCAAAUCAAUCCACGAGCUACAUUCGUCCCGUGCUCUUGUCAUUCGUUGAAUCUUGUCGUUCAUGACGCGGCUGCUGCUUCUGGUGAAACUGUUGGGUUUUUCGAUAUAAUUCAGCAGCUGUAUGUAUUUUUCUCGGGAUCGACAAUGCGAUGGGAUGUACUGAAAAGGCAUAUAACAUCAUUGACCGUAAAAGCAGUUAGCACAACAAGAUGGGAGAGUCGUAUCGAUGCUUUAAAACCUUUGCGCUUUCAGCUCGGAGAGGUUUAUGACGCUCUGAUUGAAAUUUCUAUGGGUGAAGGCAGAGAUAAGCUGACGCAACACGAAGCAAAAAGUUUGGCUGCACGCAUUUCUGACUUCAAGUUCAUAUGUAGCAUUUUAAUUUGGUAUGAUGUAUUGUCAAAAGUGAAUAUCGUUUCAAAAAUGCUACAAAGUCCAGAAUUACACAUUUCGGACUGCAGCCAGCUCCUUUCUGAAGUGUCAAAAUUUCUCCAAGAGUAUAGAUCCGAUGAAAGUUUUGCUAAUUUAAUUGAACGUGCCAAAGAUGUAGCUACCGAGGUAGAAGUUGAGCCUUGUUUUCAGCCGAUCAGCGGUGUUCGUAUGCGACGCAAGAAGAGGCACUUCGAUUACGAAUCACAAGAUGAGACACUAUCAGAUCCGACAGCAAAAUUUAGAGUCGAUUUUUUCCAUUUCAUAAUUGAUACGGCGAUGUCUUCCAUCGAAGAGCGUUUCAAACUGCUCCGGUCUCACAAUGAUCAUUUUCAAUUUCUCUACAAUAUCACCAACUUGAGAGCUGCAAGCGAUUCAGAUGUUCUCAAAGCUUGUCAAAAGUUGUCUAAAUUUCUAACUGAUGGAGACAGUACAGAUAUUGAUGAUGCCAUUGAUUUUUGCCAAGAACUAAAAGACUUGUCGACCUUUUUGCCAAAAAAUAGCACACCUUUAGAGGUACUAAAUCACCUGCACAAGUAUGAUAUGAAAUCUAUGUACCCAAAUACUGUGGUAGCGCUACGAAUUCUUCUAACCCUUCCAGUUUCAGUCGCUUCCGGGGACCGUAGUUUCAGCAAAUUGAAAAUAAUAAAAAACUAUUUACGUUCUACCAUGAGCCAAGAGCGUUUGGUUGGGCUAUCGACGAUUUCUAUAGAAUCCGAUCUAUGUGAAUCGUUAGACUAUGACGAACUUAUCGCUGAAUUCGCAAGAAUAAAGGCACGAAAAGUUCAGCUUUGA